AUGGCCCGGGUCGUGGAUGAACACACCUCGACGGUGGCCAUCAGCGGGAUAACGUGCGGCGGCUGCAAGGAGAUCGUCCGGCAGGCUAUCCUCGGCGUCGAGGGCGUCGUCUCUUGCUCGGUUGAUGUCUUGGCGGGUGAGGCGACCAUCCGUGGGUCGGUGUCGCGCGAGGCGCUCAGCGCGGCGCUCGAGGCCACGGGCAGGGUGAUUCUACCGCCGGGCUGCUCGCUCACAACGCUGCGCGUUGGCGGGAUGACGUGCGGCGUCGUCCACCACAGCCUCGAGACGAACGAGCUCUCCGUGCGCGGGGCGGCGCCGUCGGUUGGCGGCGGCGAUGGCUUGAGCCAGCCGCUGCUGCCGGCGGCGUCGCCGCUGGCGGAGGAUUCGAGCGCGGUGUACAGCAGGGAGGUCACCCUCGCCCUCGGAGGGAUGACGUGCGCGUCGUGCGUGUCCGCGGUGGAGGGCGGGCUCAAGGCGCUGCCGGGCGUGGAGGGCGCGAGCGUCUCGCUCAUGGCGAUGAGCGGGCACGUCAAGUACGACGAGCGGCUGGUGGACGUGCCGACCAUCGUCGCAAAGGUGAGCGCGCUCGGCUACAGCGCGGAGCCGCAGGCGGGCGACGAGGCGGCGGGGGCGGCCGCACGCUCCUUCGGGCGCGAGGCGGCCUACUGGCGCCGCCGCUUCUGGCUGAGCCUCCUCUUCACGCUGCCCGUGUUCCUGCUCUCGAUGGUCUUGCCGGGGCUGACCGUGCUCGUCCUCGUCAACUUGCUGCUCACCACGCCGGUGCAGUGCUUCUUCGGCCUCCCCUUCCACCGCGGCUGCCUCGCCUCGCUGCGCCACCGCACCUUCAACAUGGACGUCCUCGUCUCGCUCGGAACCUUCGCCGCAUACGGCGCACGCUACGAUCGCCCUCCGUUGCGCACGCGACGCGUGCACCUCCACCGCACGCCCGCCGCGCGCCGCGUAGGCUACUCGAUCGUCUUCCUCAUCGCGGCGAUGCUCAUCACCUUCCUGUUGCUCGGCAAGUUCCUCGAGUCGGCCGCCAAGGGGCGCGCCUCCUCCGCAAUCUCGCAGCUGCUCAACCUGCAGCCGCCCACGGCGCUGCAGCUCACGACCUGCAAGGACAUCGAGCAGGCUGCCCGCCGAGGUGGCCGUCUCUGGCUGCGGCGCGGGCACGGCGACGUUGUCAAGGUGCUGCCGGGCGCGCAGGUGCCGGUGGACGGGCGCGUGCUGUAG
This is a messenger RNA of Emiliania huxleyi CCMP1516, 1233 nucleotides long. RefSeq lists its product as hypothetical. Gene Ontology annotation, cellular component: membrane. The record is from RefSeq and is a predicted model, not a curated record. The transcript is spliced from 7 exons. Gene Ontology annotation, biological process: copper ion homeostasis. Gene Ontology annotation, molecular function: copper ion binding; P-type divalent copper transporter activity. Lineage: Eukaryota; Haptophyta; Isochrysidales; Noelaerhabdaceae. The coding region runs from base 1 to 1233 and encodes 410 amino acids.